UUGAUACGAGGCCAAGAGUAGAGCGCAAGUUUUGUGCAUGAUUGGAUUCUGGUGGAAAUUGGAUAUGGAAAAGAUGAGACCCUAAAGGUCCGGACGAGAGGAACGAUGGCGUCGAGGUUUGAGGAAGGUUUGGAUUCCCGUGUGGCUGCUGGGAGGGCGGGCCCACUGGUGGCAAGAAAGAGCUCGGAUUUGUACUGCAUGCCAUGACGUCGAGAGGCGAAUGGGCAGGAGCCCUGACUCCGAGCGCGAGGUGGCAUCGGCCUCGUUGCGGGUGCUGCUGAUGUGAUCCACAAUUUGGCCCUCGGCGUGAUGUGGCGUCCCGAAGUGCUGCAAGGUCGGAGCGAGCAGGACGAGGAGGCGAGAUUUGUCGCGUGAAUCGGGAACUGCGGACAUUGUUCGUGGUGUGCAUUCUGGUCCGCCUCUGAGUCGAGCAGCCAUGGCGACAAGCGCAACCGCUUUGGCCUGCGGCAGCAGUGGUUUCCGGAGCGGCUUGUUUGGGUGUCCAUGUUCUGGGAGAUUGUCGAAUGCUGCGGGUUUCAGGUGGCCAGAAUCCACGCGAGGGAUCGAGAGGAAGGGGCAAUUGUCCACGUGCAGAGCAGAGCAGCAGCAGGAUUGGGUGAAGCAAGUGGGCAAGGCGUUGUGGGGCAGGGGGUUACCUCCAGGUGCGCUGGUGGACGUUGCAAGGCAGCUUUGGGGCACAGGAUGGCAGGUUAUGAUGGGGCAGCUCGCUCCCAGCGGGGAGAAAGGUGCAUACGAUCGCCCACAGAGCCAGUUUCGUGGCAGACCCGUGCCUGGGGCGCCUGUGAUUCCUGGCAAUUUUCAUCUCUAUGUGGCCACAACUUGUCCCUGGGCUCACAGGGCAUUGAUCGUACAUACUUUGAAAGGUCUAGAUGAGGCCGUUCCCCUGUCUGUCGUUGUGCCGGGAUUGAAUGGAUUGUGGGAGUUUUCGUCAGGAAGAGCAAAUGCUGCAGGAGCUGCUGCUGGCAAGUUUGUUGGAACCAAGGAUAGGGCUAAUGGACAGAGUCGUCUAAUGGACGCUUAUAAAAUGCGAAAGGAGGGUUACAGUGGGAGGGCCACAGUGCCCAUGCUGUGGGAUCAAGGUUCGAUGGAGGUUCUCAAUAACGAGAGCGCCGAUAUUAUUGAGAUCUUAAAUUCGGACUUCAACGAAUUGGCAAAGAACCCGGGUCUGGAUCUAGCUCCUUCAUUGUUGAAAGCGGAGAUUGAUAGGUGGAACUCCUUGAUCUACCAUGACGUCAAUAACGGUGUAUACAGGUGUGGUUUUGCGCAGGGACAGGAAGCGUAUGAAGCAGCAGUAGAAGGCCUGUUCAAGACUUUGAACAUGCUGGAGGAGCAUCUGGCUGCAUCUCGUUAUCUUUGCGGAGAUUCUCUGACCUUGGCUGACAUACGACUGUUCACAACUUUGUACCGAUUUGACUCCGUUUACAGCAUUCUUUUCAAGUGUUCGAAGCAGAAACUGUUCGAGUUUCCCAACCUUUAUGGCUAUUUGCGAGAUAUCUAUCAGAUUCCAGGAGUGGAGUCCACUUGUGAUAUGCCUGCAAUUAUGGACGGUUAUUACAGGAUUCUCUUUCCUUUGAAUCCAGGAAGCAUUUGCCCUGUUAUUCCGAAGAGUUCAGAAUCACCGGCUUUGACGCAGCCGCAUGGGCGAGAAAAGCUAUCCAAGGUUGCAGUUGGGGCAAUUUUAUAAUAUUGAAUAUGAAGAUAUUCACAAUUGACUAUGCCGGUGUCGCAUUUGAAUGGAGUGCGGUAUCCUCGUCCAUUUUGGGAUCUUAAACACCUCUUCUAUGAGGUUUAAUUGAGCUCUAGCGUUUGAACUGUCAAAUUGUACAGUAUGAUGAAGUAGGCUUAGGAAGAAUUGUGAAGCGUAGUAUGGCAUAAGCCCGUUACUUGUCUGGAAAUUUGAGAAAUUAUUUUGUCUGCGCAGCUCAGUUUGACAAAGCUGGCUCAUGUAAAUUUAAUAACUGACGUUGUAAGUAAGAAGAGGUUUUUUUUUCUUCAAUUUCUAUGUAAAGCAUCACGUGCAAUGGUU
Molecule: messenger RNA, 2047 nt
Organism: Marchantia polymorpha subsp. ruderalis
Lineage: Eukaryota; Viridiplantae; Streptophyta; Marchantiopsida; Marchantiales; Marchantiaceae
Source: the annotation of a GenBank genome assembly